Notodromas monacha is the source of this 425-nucleotide messenger RNA. NCBI's taxonomy places the organism in Eukaryota, Metazoa, Arthropoda, Ostracoda, Podocopida, Cyprididae. The record is from the annotation of a GenBank genome assembly.
AUGCCUGACAAGAAGAGAAACAAUUCCGGUGUCAUUCUUCUCUUCGGCGUGGGACAUGUUCAGUAUAAGCAGGGAGAAGGAAACAUUGGAGAGUGCGAAAACCGUAAGUGCUCUUUCCAGCAAGUGCGACCCAUUUGCAUCAGCGCCGGCAGAAGCUCGCUGAAACAGCCGCUGAGAAGCCCUCUCAAUCAGCGAUUAAUGCUCGGAACCCUGUGCUUUGCUGAGUCUUCUUCCCCUUCUUUUCUUUUCGGUCUUGGGUACGAAAAAAUCCCGCAGAUCCACGCAGAAGGAAAAGUAGCGAGUCUUAUCGGCGUGGAAGGAGGACAUUCUCUGGGGAACAGCCUUGGGGUCCUGCGGAUGCUGCACGACCUGGGGGCGACGUAUUUGUCGCUGACGCACAGUUGCGACACUCCCUGGUGAGCCUG